Messenger RNA from Zootermopsis nevadensis, 3884 nucleotides. The record is from RefSeq and is a predicted model, not a curated record. NCBI's taxonomy places the organism in Eukaryota, Metazoa, Arthropoda, Insecta, Blattodea, Termopsidae.
UAAUGUCAGGGUCAUUAUAGAUUGGUGCUUGUUAAGGUUUCAGAAAAGGCCUUGAAGGUGGUUGUUGUUGAAGUGUUUAAUUUUUGAAUGUACAGUGUUAGAGGGUGACAUGAAGACACUGGGGAUUCAUGAUAAUUAACCAAUUAGUUUAAAAGUUAUCAGAAAUGAAUACAUGCUUAAUCAUGAAAGUUUUAUUUUUAGAAAAUCUGGAUAAAAAAAAUAAAAAUUCUGUUUCUUUUGUCAUAAUUAGAAUCAAGAUAGCCUUUAGUCUUCAUUUGUCUCUGCAUGUAAUUCCUUCAGUGUGGUAAGUACAUAUUUUAAUAAGAAAAUAUUAUUUCAAUGUACCUAGGACUUCUGCAUUCUGUGCAGUCAUUUCUCCAUUUACACACUUUAUAUUUAUGUAAUUUUGGUUUAAAUGGGUUGAAAAAUAUGUAUUGUCUCUUUAUUUGUAUUAUUUUAGUUCUAAUUUUAACACUUAUGCGGUCGGUAACAGGUAACAUGGUGGGUGAUGUCAUGGCAUUUAUGUGGAAUGUUAGAGAACAUAACAUCAGAUGCAACUAUAUGAAUAUUAUACAUGAACAAAUGCGUAUAAUGGUUUAUCAUGUGGGUUUUCAGCCCUCUUAUGGUUUUAUUUGCACAUUUUUUGAUAAUUUCAAUUUUUUUAGGUACUCUGACUACAAGGUGCACUUUUCUUGUAACAUUAAUAGAACACUCAUUUUUUUAUUAUGUUAGAACUUUUCCAUUGUUUCUUUCGUUCAGGUAUAUAAUUUGUGUGGGUCAGGAACACAGUGGAACCCUGUUCUUGAGAACUUUUUUUCAGUUACCAUUCAGAACAUUCGGUUUCUGAUAGUGUCGAUUCACUGUUGGACCGAAGAGUGUUGAAGGAAGUGUAAAGUGGAGGAUAGUGACUCAAGGUCAGACAGUGGCAUGCUGUGGCCUGUUCAGUUGCAUUCCAUUUGUGCUGAGUGAGUCUGGUGUAAAGAUGGCUGCUCCACUAGACAGUUACAUCAAGGAUGAACGAUGUGCUAUACUGCAUAUUUUAUGGUCUGAAGGAGUGAAAGGGGCAGAAAUAUUUCAAUGAUUGGUGCUCGGUAUGUUUGCCAUAACAAAGUGUACAUGUCAAAAUGUUUUAAAGUGACUGAGCCAGUGUUGUUGAUGCACACACCCAUCUACAUUCACAAAUGAACAAAAUAUGGAGAAUGGUGGAUUUCUACCCCUUUCACUCCUUCAGUUCACAAAAUAAUGCCUUAGUAUGCUGCUUGUUCUUGGUGCAAACAUGUAGUGGAGCAACUAUCACAAUGCCAUGUUCACUUGGCACAAAUGAACAGCAACUGAACCACAUACACAGCGUGGAUUUGUCUGACGGGCCACAGUAUUACCAGGCCUCAGCUGUAUUACCAGUCAUACAACUAAAUUAUUCAAAUAUUUCUGAUAGUUUAAUCUCACUUGUGUUCCCAAAAAUAACGAAUUUUUGUAGUUUCUGUGUGCAUAAACUAUUCUUAAUGUUCAUGUGUUGAAUAGACACUGAAAAAUGGCUUUCAAAAUACAAAGAAAAUUAUUAUUACAUUUAUGAAAUUGUAAUAAUCAAUGUAAUUUAAUGGAAAACAUAUAAGAUUAAAAAAGAGGGAAUGAUGGACUUUCCAUAUCAAAAACCAGCAGAGAUUAUGUUGCAUACAUGGAUAGUAUGCUACUCUUACUAUUAAACUUCUUUGGUGAAUAGAUGAUGACAAACUGAUGAGAGACUUUUGGUGGAAGGUUAUGUGCUAUUCUGCUGAAAUUUAGAGUUGUUCUAAUAUGUCUUUCAGACAGUCACAUUUACAGUGGUUACUGUGCAAGGCAUUGUCUGUGCUUGUGUGAAACUGGGAAAUGUGUUAAUAACAUCUGUAAAAUUUUCAGUGAUAUAUCAUUUAAAUUAUUGGAAAAUGUGUUUAAAUUGUUCAAAACUUUGGAUUGAAUGCAAGUAUCUGUGAUCAAAAUUUAUUUUUAAUUCAAACUUCUUUCAACUUAAGCUCUCCUCAUGUCUUAAUGUACACAAAGCUUUCCUGUCUGUAAUACACUUCUAUCCUAUCUAAAUGUACUUCAAAGGAACUGACGAGAAACUAUUUCCUGAUGGAUAUAAGUGCAAAGGCAGUUGGGUUGAGAGUUUGCAGCUUAUCAUUAAACAUAAUAUUUCUACCUUAAAAUAAAUUAAAGUAAGUUUCACAAAAGUACAAGGGACUAGGAUUAUAAAAUUACUCGUUUCUUUGUUAUGAAUGGCAGGGAGAUUGUGUAAGUUGUAUUAGCAGCUAAUAAAAUUCUUUUGGUUUCUCAACCAUGUGAAAUGUUUAAAACUCGCCUACAUUUCAGGGACCAUAUCUCGUGUCCUAUUUCAAAUCAAUGCUCUUUCACAGCGGACUUUUCUAGCUGGACCUGACGUAUUUGUAUCAUAUGUUCCUUGCAUCGGGCCGACCGUGGACGCGACCGCAAAACAGUUUUGUAGUAUGCUGGAGAUAGAUGGCAGCGUGACGUCAAAAGCAGACGUUCUACUGAUCUGUCUGUAAAAUCGGGUUCGCACCUGCCAAUUCUGCCGCAUGGUAACAUCACAGAGAUUGCACUGACGUUUUCGUUGUUGACGUUCGCCAUAAUGAGCGAUGUCUCAUUUACAUCUAAACCACGAAAUCUACUGUUGCGUUAGAUUCUUACGUUACGGCAGGAUUUGCAGUCGUGAAUCCCGCUUUGCCGUUAUCAGCUUACAAUGUUUUGUAUGAGGGAAGAUAGAGUGUGUGUAGAGGGACUGUGAAGUUACGUUGUAACAUUUGGUGUCGGGUGAUUUUUAUUAACCAUUCAUCAUGAGUGACAGGAACCCAGGUUGCGAAUUAGAUCUGGGAUGGUUAAACAGUAUUCAUGUGAAUGUGCCUGCCAUCAGGCUGCGGGCAGAUGUGUUGCAGUCACGCCGCUCUGUCAAAAGAGAGUGGCAAGCAGCUUGGCUCUUGCGUGCAAUAACUUGCAUUGAUCUUACGACACUUGGUGGUGAUGAUACAGCAAGUAACGUUGCACGCCUUUGUGCAAAGGCAGCGCAUCCAUUGUCAUCUGAUGUUCUAUUAGCCCUUGGGUUUGAAGAAGAUGAUAACAGAAUUACCACUGCUGCAGUGUGUCUGUACCCAUCCCGCGUAGCGGAUGCUGUGAGUUGUCUUAAGAAGAUGGGUAUGGCUGACAAGAUUCCUGUUGCAUCAGUUGCAACAGGUUUCCCUAGUGGCCAGUACAUGCUGAAAACACGUUUAGAAGAAAUACGCAUGGCUGUUACAAGUGGCGCUACUGAGAUUGACGUAGUAAUAGAUCGCAGUUUGGUUGUAACUCAUCAGUGGGAGUUACUCUAUCAAGAGAUACAACAAAUGAAAGAAGCAUGUGGCCCCAAAACUCAUAUGAAGACCAUUCUAGCUGUUGGUGAAUUGGGUUCAUUGACAAAUGUGUACAAGGCUUCACUUGUGGCAAUGAUGGCUGGUUCAGAUUUCAUUAAGACUUCUACAGGAAAAGAAGCAGUGAACGCCACGUUACCAGUGGGGGUGGUUAUGUGCCGAGCAAUUCGUAAUUAUUACCAGCGCGUUGGAUACAAGGUAAAUUUUAUCAUUUUAAGUUAUGCAGUAUUGUCCCUUAUAGUAUAGAACAAAAUAUGUAACAACUGUGAAAACAGUAAUCCUUCAUGAACAGGGGUGGGGAGUUGCGGUCCGAAAAAAGAAUACAAUUAUCGAAACCAAAGCCUUGUUGGAAGUUCACAGUUACAGGUGUAACAACACGUUCAAUAUUCAUCAGAGACCAAGUAGAUCUGAAAGCCUUCCAUAUCGUGGGUUUAUUUAAAAGACGCAUCGUGUACCAUUGUGGUAAUCUAGGCAAUUGGAAACUGGCGG